This is a messenger RNA of Eremomyces bilateralis CBS 781.70, 964 nucleotides long. RefSeq names its product alpha/beta-hydrolase. Gene Ontology annotation, molecular function: hydrolase activity. NCBI's taxonomy places the organism in Eukaryota, Fungi, Ascomycota, Dothideomycetes, Eremomycetales, Eremomycetaceae. The coding region runs from base 1 to 597 and encodes 198 amino acids. The transcript has 2 exons. The record is from RefSeq and is a predicted model, not a curated record.
AUGAAAGUCCUCACUUUGGAAACGGUCGCGCUCCUGAUCGCAUCGGCGGCCUGCCAGUCAUCAUGUCCCUCGCUCCCAGGAGACAUCAAGAUGGGCACGCCCGUCCCGAUCAAUCCGGCCGAUAUCCCCGCCGGAUGCUCCGACCUGGAAAUCCUCGUCGCGCGAGGAACCAGUGAACCGAACGCUGAAGGAGGGAAGUUCGGCAUCGUGGUUGGCGACCCUAUCGUCACCAACACCACGCUGGUCCUCCCAGGAGCGAGGGGAUAUCCCUAUCCAGCCAGUUACGACCUCACAGGUGUCCGCACCGGUGCCACCGACGUUAACAACCGACUGAAGGCCCAAAGCAAAGCCUGCCCGGACCAGAAGUUCGCGCUGGUCGGCUACUCCCAAGGCGCGGCGCUCAUGCACGCGGCGGCGAAAGACAUCCCACGCGACCUCUAUCCGAAGAUCGUCGCCCUCGUCAUGACCGGCGAUCCCGCCCAUAAAAGCUCGUCCACGAGCACGUUUCCCGCCGGGUUGGCUGAGAAGGAGCUGAAUCUCUGCGCUGAAGGAGACCCGGUAAGACUCAUGUCGCGCGAAGGAGGCGGACUGUGCUAACCGACAAAUAGGUGUGCGGACCCGGCGAUUGUUUCUUUAACCAUCUGGCCUAUAUCCGAACGGAAUGGGUACAGCAAGCAGUCAAGCAUAUUGUCGGCCAAUACAAUGCUUCGACAACUUUAAAAUGUUGAGUGAGAGGUUCAUCUGUACAGACGAAAACGGACCAGAGCGAGAGGAUAUUGGCUUGAGUUAGUCAACAAUGCAAUGAGAACGAUGUAAACCAUUGGAAUUCAUGCAAGUCAAUCCGAAGAAUGUCGCCGUUCUUUCAUGUGUCGGCCUCGUUCAUCGACCCCAAACCCUACGGGAUAGGCAUGAAUAAUGCAUAGACAGUCCGAGUUAUACGGUAACUUUGUAACGUAUUCCACAA